UUGGUGGAAUAUCUUGUUGGUGAUGGACCAAACAACAGAUAUGCUCUGAUAUGCAGUCAAUGCUGCUCUCACAAUGGAAUGGCCCUGAAAGAAGAGUUUGAAUAUACAGCCUUCAGAUGCUGCUACUGUUACCACCUCAACCCAGCAAAGAAACAUCGUCCCACUGCUCCAAAACUGGACUAUGAUACAUGGACAUCUCCAAGACAAACCUCUGGGCAGGGCACAGGGAUGCGCCACAGGAAACCCACAAAUUCAGUGCAGGCCAUGUUAGAGAAAACGAAUGUUACACAAAAGGGAGAUGAGCCCAGUUCUGUGAAGGAGGAAGAUGUAUUGAAUGGUGAUGAUGCUGCAGUGGAGAACAUCGAAGGCAAAAUGCAGAGUGAACAGAAAAUUGAUGAGAGAGAUGCCGAGACCACAAACAGCUCAGAAAACAACUUGCAAGAAAAGGACUGUGACCAGGAAAAUUAAGAUGUUGUAUGCAGUUGUUGCCAUGGAUGGUUACAGUUUUGUUUUGUUUGGUACAAAGUUAUUUUAAAUUAUUGUGUAAAAUGAGCAGUAACAAGGUUGUUAUGGAGCCUGGAAUAGGGAUGGCAGUUUACUGUGAAAUGCAUUGAAGUCAUUUACAAUUUAAUUCCAAAGGCCCCCACUGUAAGUUAGUCUAGACCAUGAGAAGCUGAAGAAUGUGUAGUCUCAGAUUUUUUGUGGAUGGCAUAUUUAUUAUGACGAUUGAUGAGGAAUUCUCUCUUUUCUCUUAUGAUGGUGGUGUUAGAUAUCCCGUGAGAUUAAUUUAUUGAGAGAAGAAAUGACACUUAUAACGGUAAAAGUAAAGGGACCAUAGGAUACUUGGUAGUUUUGAGUAGAAGUGUUGAAGUGUACUGUUCUAAAUCCCUUCUUUCAAUGUCAGUACCUAACUGUCAACUGUUUUAGAUUUAACACCAAAUUCUUAGAGCUAGAAUUAUAAGGAAUGUAUGGCAGACAGUGCAGAGAAUUGAUAUUCUAAUCUUUGGAGUGGAAGAGUUAACACAGCUUCAAAUGCACACCUGGUCACAUUGUGUUCCCUUAAUUUAUGAACCCAAGAAUAAUGUUGACAGAUGGAUCAAAUUGAGAGUUACCGAGAAGUAGAAAUUUUUUGUUAUGCAUAAUACUAUAUUUAUAAUUUAUUUUCAGCAAACAGUGCUGCAUAACAAAUUUUAACUCAGCGAUAAGUUGACAUUACAGUUGCAUGAGACAAGUGGAAAUAAAGCUUAAAUUUUGAAAGAUUAA
Stylophora pistillata is the source of this 1263-nucleotide messenger RNA. RefSeq names its product endoplasmic reticulum junction formation protein lunapark-A. Gene Ontology annotation, cellular component: endoplasmic reticulum tubular network. Gene Ontology annotation, biological process: endoplasmic reticulum tubular network organization. NCBI's taxonomy places the organism in Eukaryota, Metazoa, Cnidaria, Anthozoa, Scleractinia, Pocilloporidae. The record is from RefSeq and is a predicted model, not a curated record.